AUGCCGAUGAUGAACAUCAUUGAAACGGAACUCUCCCAGGUAUCCAAGGCAUUCGCCAUCGUGGGAGGGUUCAUUGUAAUAUAUGGUCUUAUUAGCCGCAUUGUCAAAGAGCGCCUUUACAUUUCUGAGCCAUUGCUUGCUGUUACUGUCGGCAUUAUUAUCGGCCCCCGCGUUUUAAAUUGGGUCAACCCCUUUGCGUGGGGCUCGAGCGAAACGUACCACGAGGUAACCUACCAGCUUGCCCGAUUUGUUGUUGGCGUGCAAGUACUGUUCACCGGAAUCACGCUCCCUGAAAAGUAUUUGUGGAGACAGAAAUGGAGCUUGUGCGUGCUGCUGUUUGGUAUAAUGACCUGCGCAUGGUUCAUCUGUGCACUUUUGAUUUGGGGUUUGAUUCGCAACCUGACCUUUCUCGAGGCACUAUGUAUUGCUUCGUGUGUAACACCGACUGACCCCGUCCUCGCGAGCUCGAUUACGUCUGGCCGUUUUGCAGAAGACCAUGUUGCAGAGCAUGUGCGCCAUAUUAUUCUUGCAGAGAGCGGUGCAAACGAUGGGCUUGGUUUUCCUUUCCUGUUUAUGGCUGUGUACCUACUUGUUCGCACCAACAUUGACUCUGGGGAGUCAGUCGGGAACGAAAUUUGGCGCUGGUUUUACAGCGUGAUUAUCUACCAAAUUUUGCUUUCGUGUGUGUAUGGCGCGCUGAUGGGAUACGUUGCGCGCAAAGUACUUCGCCUUGCAGCCAAGUAUGAUUUAAUUGAUAUGCACAAUUUUUUCAGCUACGGUUUUGGUCUCGCCAUCUUUACCCUUGGCACCGCAGGUCUCUUUGGCACCGACGAUAUCCUGGCGUGUUUUGUGGCUGGCAACAGUUUUACAUGGGAUGACUGGUUCCGGAUCCGCCAAGAAGAGACCGACUUUCAAGAAAUUAUUGAUAUGAUAUUUAACACGGCCAUCUUUAUGUACAUUGGCAUGAUUAUCCCAUGGGGUGAUUAUAGUGACAUGGACAUUGGUAUCAAUGGAUGGAGGAUUGUCGUGCUUGGCAUCCUUGUCAUUCUUGUUCGCCGUGUUCCUUGGGUCAUGGCUGGGUACAAGUUUAUUCCUGUGUUGCGGAACUGGAAGGAGGCCGUUUUUACCGGAUGGUUUGGGCCAAUCGGUGUUGGCGCGCUGUACUAUAUUGAAGUCGCGAUUCGCAAAGUGCCCGACGACCAUACUCGUGAUCACUUGCGUCGGGUCGUAAACCCAGUUGUGCUGUUUUGCGUGUUUUCCUCUGUACUUACACACGGUAUUACCAUUCCCAUUAUGUAUUUUGGACCUGGUGUUGUGCGCCACACGCGUACACUCACGCGCUCCACGAGCCAAGGUCGCAACGAGGGGCGCCAAAUCUCAUGGCGCGGUUUCCUCAACUGGUUCUACGCAGACAAAGGCCCUGAUCCAAAUGACCCAGAGACAGGACCGCCAAAGCACGUUGGUCCUUCGCAUAUUCACUCGCAUUUUGCAAGCAUACCCGACGCAGGCAAGGCGUUCAGCCGCGAGAAAGACGGCGAGCUACCUCCAGAUUUGCUCAUGCGUGCGCGCUCCAAAGGUCUUUCUACGUACACCACUAAUGAGUACGGCGUGGAUGCAAAUAUUUCCACUCUUCCACUUGCACCGACCAUAUCGCACGGAGAAGGCAAGAGUGUGCACUUGCACAUGCCGUCCAAAGAAGUGUAG
Molecule: messenger RNA, 1704 nt
Organism: Malassezia vespertilionis
Lineage: Eukaryota; Fungi; Basidiomycota; Malasseziomycetes; Malasseziales; Malasseziaceae
Exons: 2
Coding region: 1-1704 (567 amino acids)
Biological process (GO): intracellular potassium ion homeostasis; regulation of membrane potential; proton export across plasma membrane
Cellular component (GO): plasma membrane
Molecular function (GO): sodium:proton antiporter activity
Source: RefSeq, a predicted model, not a curated record